This is a messenger RNA of Caenorhabditis briggsae, 504 nucleotides long. The record is from RefSeq and is a predicted model, not a curated record. Gene Ontology annotation, molecular function: Notch binding. The transcript is spliced from 2 exons. NCBI's taxonomy places the organism in Eukaryota, Metazoa, Nematoda, Chromadorea, Rhabditida, Rhabditidae. Gene Ontology annotation, biological process: cell communication; Notch signaling pathway; cell fate specification. Bases 1 to 504 code for a protein of 167 amino acids. Gene Ontology annotation, cellular component: membrane.
AUGCCCCUAGAAACCCCGAAAUCCGGUGGAAAAUGCGCGAAAAAUGAGCGAAAAGAAGCGACGAGAGAGUCUAAGUUUUGUGGGCAUGGUCCUCAUUGUGACAAAUUCUGUAACGAAGACCACGCAACACUCAUCAAUCGUCGUUGUACCCACCAUGGUACCCUCGGCUGCCCCUAUGGCUUUCGUGGUACCAAUUGUGAUAUUCCCAUGGACCAAGCCUUGGACCAAUGUCCGUGUGAAAACCAUGGAUUCUGUGUAUCGGAAUUCCAGACUCCACUAGAUACUGUAGAUCGAUCUAUUUGUCAAUGUAGCAUUGGAGAAGAAGGAGAUUAUUGUGAAAAGAGAGAGUACGGUUAUGCGGAUGCAAUCCAAAUUGAAAUGCAUGGAACAAGUGAAAAAUUCAAUUUGUUGAAGCAGUCUCUCAAUGGGACUACUGUAAGAAACGAGUUGAUUGGUUCUGGAAAAAAUCCGGAUUCACCUUUCAGUUCAUUUUAUGAAAUAUGA